Molecule: messenger RNA, 447 nt
Organism: Schistosoma turkestanicum
Lineage: Eukaryota; Metazoa; Platyhelminthes; Trematoda; Strigeidida; Schistosomatidae
Source: the annotation of a GenBank genome assembly
AUGUACACACUACUGCGUGGCUUCUGGGAUUAUAUAUCACAAAAGAAUGAGUUUUCUGUUCUCAUACUAGGAUUGGAUGGUGCUGGGAAAACAACCUUUUUAGAACAAGCUAAAAUAAAUUUCGUUCCGAACUACAGAGCUAUUCCAAUGCAGAAAAUUACUACUACUGUUGGUCUAAAUAUUGGAUGCAUUGAGAUUGAUGGGAUCCGUCUUAAAUUUUGGGAUCUCGGAGGUCAAGAAGAGCUUCAGUCGUUGUGGGAUAAAAGUGCAUUCCACUUAUCUGAAAUCAACAAAGUUUUCUACGAUAGUCUGCAUCUUGUUGGGCAGCGUCAGUGCACAUUUCAUGGUGUUAGCGCACUUAAUGGGGAGGGAGUAAACAGCAGUAUCAAGUGGAUUGCUGAUAAAGUGAAAGGCAACGCUGAACAAAGGCCACCAAAAAGAACAUGA